UAUGUUGUUAAUCUAUGAUCCAUGUUUCAAAAUACAAAUGUGUAAAUCAACCACAAGUUUCUUGACUGACCUUGAUAGUGAUUAUAUAUUAAUUGUAAUUUUCAAGAAUUAAACUGAAACACGACGGAUUGUCUAUAUUGCCUUUUUUAUAGAAUAAUUUAGUUUUGUUAUAUUGCCCUUUUAGAUGUUUGAUAUUUGAUAACAUAACCAAUAAGAGGCUACUAGAGUGUGAAACAAUAUUUGUUUCAUUUUUCUCAUGGGCUUUAUCGAUGAUGAAUUACAAGAAAUAUCAAAACUUUGCCAGAAUGUUGUUGAUAGUAGUCGCCUCGUUUCUUGUGUACGCACGAUGGUGCGAGUGGAAAUAACAAAAACAAAGUUCAAAACAAUUGUCGCGUGCAUCCAAUUUUCUAAAGACUAUCCCUAUACUCCAUUAUUAAUUGAAUUGAAAAGCAAAACUCUAUCUAUGAAAUUGCUUGAUGGUUUAACAGAAGUCUGUGAAAAGGAAUGCAAAAAAUUAUUAGGAAAAGCACAGGUGUUGCCAAUAUUAAAAUUCAUUCGUAACUUUAUUGAUGAAAAUCCUUUAAUUUGUUGCUACGAUGAAAUCUCAGCCAUAAAAAAUAUCUUAGAAAAUAAUGAUGAAUUAAAAUUGAAACAGAAACAUUCGUGUAUUGGUUUGAAGGUCCAACAAGGAUUAUAUUAUUUUAAAGCUAAAAUUGAAGUACCAGAUAAUUAUCCAGUUGCUUGUGUAAAAUUGGAAGAUGCAGAUACAAAUUUUCCUUCAUUGUUUACACGUCACUUCAUUGGUCAAGGAAAAGAAUUAGCUAGACAAUGUGUAGAACCACCACUUAACAAAAAACAACAAAUACCUUUUACACCUUCACCAUCUUUAAAAGUUGUUACUACUUUCCUUAUAAAGUGUGUAAAAACAUUACCACAAGAAUGUUGUCAAUCAUGCAGACAAAUAUGUUUGCCAGCCAAUCCAGAAAAUGCAGAAAUAAACGAAACUGCAGAUAUGCAUGUAGAAAGACUUUAUUGUGGACAUUUGUUUCAUUUACAAUGUCUUGUAACAUUCAUGAAGACUCCUCCAUUCCAUGGGGGUAAAAAAUGUCCAACUUGUGGACAACGUAUUUAUCAUGAAAAAUGGGGAGUAAGCGAUAAACUUGCGGAAGAACGUUGGGCACAUCAACAAGCCCGAGCAAGAGAAUUAGCAGAGGUAGAAGAUUUCUUCAAUUGAAAUUGAUAAUUUUAUUGAAUCAUAUCUCGAUAAAUGAUAUUCCUACAUGAAAUGCAAUAUCGUAACAAUCCAUUAUUAUGGACAAGAGUUUAAAAGAAAAAAAAAAAAAAGUAAGACAGAAGUGUAGGAAAAUAUCAAAUUUUGUAAAAUAUUAUUUAUAAUUCUACGCGUUUUUUAACAUUCGCGAUCGAAUGUAUGUAGGCCAGUUAGGAGAAGGUAUUUUUAAUACCGUAUAAUCUCUAUUAUAAUAUACACCAAACGAUUUAUAUUUAUAUUACACUUUAUAAUAACUUUCCUUAAUAUGGUGCUAUUACUUUAAACUAUUCAUUUUUUAUUGAAUUAAUAUUUAAAAAUUUCGUAAUAAGAUUUUGACUAAAAAAUUCAUUUAAUAAUUUUUUAUAAUUCUCUAUGAAUAAUGUAAACAAAAAUUUACGUGUUUAAUAAUUUUUAUAUUGUGUAUUUGAAUUUGUAUUUCGAAAUAAUUAUAGGAUAGUAAAUUCAAAUUAAAUAUUUAUAUCUAAUUAAGAUACUUGAGAAGACUAACUCGAUCGAAAAAAAAGUGUUAAUUUAUCGUGUGUUAAAGUACUCACACAAUUUAGUUAUCAAGUGCCUUUUCAUAUUUUAUUAUUAUAAGAAUAUUGGAUAUUGCUUGUAGAGUAUUGUGAAGUGCGUUUUACGAUUUUGUUCUCAAUAUCGUUUGAUAUUGAAUUGAAUUAAAUUGAAUUAAAUCAAAUUAUUGAAUUAAUUAUGACUAAAAAAGUAUAAUACAAUUUUUUAAUGAUAAUAUCAAUUUUUUAUCUUUAAAAAUCUCCCAAUUUUUUGAUCGAAUAUUCAUGUAAAAAUAUAUUAUUCAACACAUUGACUGCAGCGCCAUUUACGUGGCAAAAUCGGUCGAUAAUAUCGAAAGCGAUAGAUAUUGCUUUUAUCUAAUGAUAAAUUUUAAAAAAAUUUACAAAGUUGCAUAUAACAAAAA
Molecule: messenger RNA, 2207 nt
Organism: Apis florea (little honeybee)
Lineage: Eukaryota; Metazoa; Arthropoda; Insecta; Hymenoptera; Apidae
Molecular function (GO): protein binding
Source: RefSeq, a predicted model, not a curated record